AUGGCCCGGCGGUUGUGCUGCUGGCGCGCGCCGUCGCGGCGCACCUCGUCCGCGCCGGACAAGCCCAAGCGGUGGCGGACCGCCCGCCGCUCCGCCAGGGUGGGGCCGGCGCCGCCCGCGGGCACCUCCUCCGGCGCCGAGCAGACUUGGAUCCUGCUCGGGUGCGACGGCGCGGGCAAGUCGACGCUGGCGGCGGCGCUGUGCGAGCGUGCGAGUCGUAGCGACACGACGCCGACGUGCGGCUUCACCACCGCGAGCGCCACGCUCCGCCGGCAGCGGCUGCGCCUCUUCGAUGUGGGCGGCGGCGCCGGCAUCCGAGCCAUUUGGGACAAUUACUAUGCAGAGGCGCACGCCGCAAUCUUUGUGGUGGACGCGUCGGACGUGGAGCGGCUCGAGGAGGCGCGUGGGCUGCUGCACGCGGCGUGCGCCCACGCCAAUCUCGCCGGCAAGCCCCUCCUCAUCGUGGGCAACAAGUCGGACCUGCCGCACGCCGCCGGGACGGACGAGCUCGCCGCUGCGCUUGGCGCUCACGCGCUGGCGGCGGGUCCGCGCGGGGUGUGCCGCACGUCCGCGCUGUCGGACGCGGUUGCGGCGCGGGAGAGGGGCGGCAGCGACGACAGCCUCGCGAGCUCGCUCGACUGGCUGGCGACGACCGUGCAGCAGGACUUUGGAUCGCUGGCAGCGGAGGCGAAGGCGGCUGUGCCUCGCUCCACUUCCGAGAGGGCAGCCAGCGUCGUGAGCAUCUCGGGCGAACGCUAUACCAGCGUGUGGCAGCGAGCGCGCUCCGAGGCUUUUAGAGUGCGCUUCUCUUCGGACGCACUGUGCUGGCUGCCACGAUAUCUCAUAUCUGGGUGGACCUUCUAA
Molecule: messenger RNA, 864 nt
Organism: Emiliania huxleyi CCMP1516
Lineage: Eukaryota; Haptophyta; Isochrysidales; Noelaerhabdaceae
Gene: ARL13
Product: ARL13, ARF-like GTPase
Exons: 1
Coding region: 1-864 (287 amino acids)
Molecular function (GO): GTPase activity; GTP binding
Source: RefSeq, a predicted model, not a curated record